This is a messenger RNA of Microthlaspi erraticum, 1035 nucleotides long. NCBI's taxonomy places the organism in Eukaryota, Viridiplantae, Streptophyta, Magnoliopsida, Brassicales, Brassicaceae. The record is from the annotation of a GenBank genome assembly.
AUGGAGAAGCACGACGACGGCGUUUGCGCGGCGGAAUCUGUCGACGGAAGCCUUGACGUUUGGAGUUGUAAAAAUUCCGAUUCUUCUUCCGCCGAUCACCUUGUUGUUAUGGUCCAUGGGAUCAUGGGAAGUACGGACGAUUGGAAGUUUGGAGCAGAGCAAUUCGUCAAAAUGAUGCCAGACAAAGUAUUUGUUCAUUGUAGUGAAAAAAAUGCGUCUGCGCUUACUUUAGAUGGUGUGGAUGUAAUGGGUGAACGUCUUGCAUCUGAGGUUCUUGAUAUUAUUCAGAGAAGUCCAAAUAUCCGUAAAAUCUCCUUUGUUGCACAUUCUUUGGGAGGGCUUGCAGCGAGAUAUGCAAUUGGGAAGUUGUACAAGCCAGCUAAUCAGGGAGAUGAGAGUGAAGGAACGAUAUGUGGCCUAGAGGCUAUGAACUUCAUCACUGUAGCUACACCACAUUUGGGUUCAAUGGGUAAUAAACAGGUUCCGUUUCUCUUUGGUGUUUCUUCCAUUGAGAAAGUGGCAGGUCUCAUCAUCCACUGGAUAUUCAAAAGAACGGGGCGACACCUUUUCUUGAAAGAUGAAGAAGAGGGAAAACCACCCUUGCUUCGACGCAUGGCGCAAGAUUCCGGUGAUUGUAAAUUCAUAUCUGCAUUGCGUGCCUUCAAAAGGCGGGUGGCUUAUUCAAAUGUGGGCUAUGAUCACGUUGUUGGCUGGAGGACGGCUUCUAUUAGACGUGACAGUGAAUUGCCUAAGUGGGAAAAUUCUCUGAACGAGAAGUAUCCACAUAUUGUGUACGAAGAACUCUGCAAGGCAUGUGAUGCUGAGGACAUAGCAGAAGGCGAGAAUCAUGCAGACGACUUAGAAGAAGAAAUGAUCAAAGGCCUCUCCUCUGUCUCAUGGGAAAAAGUUGAUGUUAGCUUCCACAGUAGUAGGCAGAGGUUCGCUGCUCAUAGUGUUAUACAGGUCAAAAACGAAACUAUGCAUAUAGAAGGAGCAGAUGUCAUAGAGCAUAUCCUUGAUCAUUUCCUUGCCUAA